Molecule: messenger RNA, 1913 nt
Organism: Onychostoma macrolepis
Lineage: Eukaryota; Metazoa; Chordata; Actinopteri; Cypriniformes; Cyprinidae
Product: zinc-binding protein A33-like
Exons: 6
Coding region: 226-1641 (471 amino acids)
Molecular function (GO): zinc ion binding; protein binding
Source: RefSeq, a predicted model, not a curated record
GAUUUAUCAUCUCUUCUGGAAGGCAAGUUUAUAGUCUUUCAUGCUUGCUUUCCUUCACACUGAGGGCUGGGAGUCAGCUUGCCUUUGCAUGAGUCCUCUAAAGUAAUCAUUAACCUGUAAUGUUGAUAAAUGUGCUAGAGUCCAAAGCUCAGAAUGGAACAAGGAUAUCAGACAUCUUGUGAGCUUUUCGUUUUUUAGGCAGAACUAGAGAGUCUACGGUAGAAAAUGAGUUGUCUGAGUCAAAUUUCAGAGGAUGAUCUGCUGUGUCCUGUGUGCUACAAUAUCUUCACCGAUCCCGUGCUUCUGUUAUGCAGUCACAGUGUCUGUAGAGCUUGUUUGGAAGAGUUCUGGAGCUCCAGAGGAUUUCAGGAAUGUCCAGUUUGCAGGAAAAGAUUCAGAGGAUGUCAAACACCUGCUAAUCUUGCACUGCGGAACGUGUGCGAGUCGUUCUUGCAGAAGAGAAGUUCAUCGCAGUCGUCAUCGGAGGUGCUCUGUGAGGUGCACGAAGAGAAACUCAAACUCUUCUGUCUGGAUGAUAAUCAUCCUGUGUGUCUGGUGUGCAGAGAUUCAGAGAAACACCUGCAUCACACAUUCAGACCUGUUGAUGAAGUUGCACCGCUUCUAAAGGAGGAACUGAAGACUGCAUUGAAAGAUUUAGAAGAAAAAUUAGACAGCUUUAAAGAAAUAAAACAAACAUUUGAUGAUGCAUCACAACAUAUAAAGGCUCAGACUCAGCAGACCAUGAGAUGCUUGCAGGAGGAGUUCGAGCGGCUUCAUCAGUUUCUGCGAGAUGAAGAGAUGAUCAGAAUAUCUGCACUGAUGGAGGAAGAGAAUCAGAAGAGUCAGAUGAUGAAGGAGAAGACUGAACAAAUAGACAGAGAGAUCGAAUCUCUUUCAAACAAUAUUGGAACCAUAAAAAAUGAUUUAGACGCUGGCAACAUGCCCUUUCUACAAAAGUUCAAGUUCUCAAAAGAAAGAGCCCAGAUCACACUGAAGGAUCCAGUGAUGCCUGCUGGAGCCUUGAUGAAUGCAGGAAAAUACCUGGGGAAGCUGAAGUUUGAAGUCUGGAAGGAGAUGAUGCAGAUAGUUCAACUCGCUCCUUUCACACUGGACCCCAAUACUGUACAUCCCCUGCUGUUCCUGACUGAUGAUCUGACCCAUGUGAAAUCUAAUGCUGAUGGACAACAGUGUCCAGACAAUCCAGAGAGGUUUGACUAUUAUCACUGUGUGCUGGGCUCUGAGGGCUUUAACUCUGGAACACACUUCUGGGAUGUGGAGGUGCAAAACAACACAUGCUGGUCUGUUGGAGUAACCACAGCAUCCAACCAGAGAAAAGGAGGCAUUUUCUUUGACACUGGAGUGUGGCGUGUACGUUACAUGGCUGGUCAGUACGCAUCACAGUCACCGUUCAUGCCCCGCAUGCAUUUAGCUGUUGAUGAGCGUCUGGAGGUGAUCAGAGUGCAGCUGGACUGGGACGAAGGAAAGAUUUCAUUCUCUGAUCCUCUUACGAACACACAUCUGUGCACUUUCACCAAUACAUUUGAGGAAGCAGUCUAUCCGUUUCUCUACAGCAGCUGUUCAGAUUUCCCACUCAGAAUCUUACCCGUGAAACUUAGUAUCAAUGUGAAGUGUCCUGAAUAAACCCUCUGCAUUGAAAAAAGAAGGGGGAGGGGUGUGCAGAAUUUACUUAUUUCAUUGUUUGUUUUCUGCUUCUGCAUCACCAUUUGGAUGUUAAUUGUCCAUUUAAGUGAAAUGUAAAUUACUUUAAGCAUAUAGUAAAUACUAGAAAUAAUCAGAAAUUCAGUUAAUUUGUAACACUUUGCUGUUCUGGGUUUAGGUAAACAAAAAAAUAUUUGCAAUAUUUUAUGUGGCAAGAGAGUGAUAAUACAUGCAAUAAAUGUGUAUCCUUCUGA